CAACACAGGUGAGAGAGAGAGAAGGAAAAAGAAUAGUCUUUACUCUUUGAGUGUGGGAGAGAGAGAGAGAGAAAGCUGUAAAGCACAUGACUUCAAUACCAUUGGGGUCUCAGCCUCCGUCUCUAGCUCCACAGCCACCGCCGCAUCUUCACGGCGGAGAUGCUUUGAAACGUCGUCCCGAUAUUGAUACAGACAAGGAUAUGUCUGCUGCUGUGAUAGAAGGAAAUGAUGCUGUUACUGGUCACAUCAUUUCUACUACAAUUGGAGGCAAAAAUGGUGAACCUAAACAGACCAUUAGUUACAUGGCUGAACGGGUUGUUGGAACAGGAUCAUUCGGAAUUGUAUUCCAGGCAAAAUGCUUGGAAACUGGAGAAUCAGUAGCCAUUAAGAAGGUUUUGCAAGAUCGCCGCUAUAAAAACCGAGAGUUGCAAUUAAUGCGACUAAUGGACCACCCUAAUGUGGUUUCCUUGAAGCAUUGUUUCUUCUCUACAACGAGUAGAGAUGAGCUCUUCCUCAAUCUCGUUAUGGAGUAUGUACCCGAGACAUUGUACCGGGUUUUAAAGCAUUAUACUAGUUCAAACCAGAGGAUGCCUAUUUUCUAUGUCAAACUUUACACAUACCAGAUCUUCCGAGGCUUGGCUUAUAUCCAUACUGCUCCUGGUGUCUGCCACAGAGAUGUGAAACCGCAAAAUCUUUUGGUUGAUCCCCUCACCCAUCAGUGUAAGCUCUGUGAUUUUGGAAGUGCAAAAGUAUUGGUGAAAGGUGAAGCAAACAUAUCAUACAUCUGCUCUCGGUAUUACCGAGCUCCAGAACUCAUCUUUGGGGCUACAGAGUAUACAUCAUCCAUAGAUAUAUGGUCUGCUGGUUGUGUUCUUGCAGAGCUUCUUCUUGGCCAGCCAUUAUUCCCGGGAGAAAAUUCAGUGGACCAGCUAGUGGAGAUCAUUAAGGUUCUCGGUACUCCAACUCGAGAAGAAAUCCGAUGCAUGAACCCAAACUACACUGACUUCAGAUUCCCACAAAUCAAAGCUCACCCUUGGCAUAAGGUUUUCCACAAGCGGAUGCCUCCAGAAGCCAUAGACCUCGCUUCUCGGCUCCUUCAGUAUUCACCUAGUUUACGUUGCACUGCGCUUGAAGCAUGUGCCCAUCCGUUUUUCAAUGAACUCCGUGAGCCAAAUGCUCGUCUUCCAAAUGGCCGACCUCUACCACCGUUGUUCAACUUCAAGCAAGAGCUGGCUACGGCUUCGCCAGAACUUAUCAACAGGCUGAUACCAGAGCAUGUGAGGCGACAGAUGAAUGGAGGCUUUCCAUUUCAAGCUGGUCCCUAGAAAACAACUGAGAUGCUUUGGGAGAGCCAAAUGCUUUAUGGAAAGGAGAAGGAGCUUUUACUUCUUUCUGAUUAACUAUCAGAUUCUGAGAAGAGAUGAUGUCUCCUCCUUAGACGUGGCCAAUUUAGCUUUUUUGAGAGAUCAAGAAGUGAUAACUGUGUCUUUAAUAUUCUUUUUGUUCACUGACUUGUAGAGAUACUAUUUCUCGUGUAUCAGUAUUUGUAUAUGUUUUUGUCCGUAAAAAAGAAACAAAACCGAUUCCAAAGAUC
This is a messenger RNA of Capsella rubella, 1594 nucleotides long. Its product is annotated as shaggy-related protein kinase zeta. The record is from RefSeq and is a predicted model, not a curated record. NCBI's taxonomy places the organism in Eukaryota, Viridiplantae, Streptophyta, Magnoliopsida, Brassicales, Brassicaceae. Gene Ontology annotation, molecular function: protein serine/threonine kinase activity; ATP binding. Gene Ontology annotation, cellular component: cytoplasm. The transcript has 12 exons. Gene Ontology annotation, biological process: protein phosphorylation; signal transduction. Bases 87 to 1325 code for a protein of 412 amino acids.